Spodoptera exigua (beet armyworm) is the source of this 672-nucleotide messenger RNA. The record is from the annotation of a GenBank genome assembly. Lineage: Eukaryota; Metazoa; Arthropoda; Insecta; Lepidoptera; Noctuidae.
AUGGGUGGGAGGAAUUGGGCCCCCGGUAACCUCACUUACACGGCGGAAGACAACUGCACAAUUCCUGGCACGUUCUUUUGGAAGCCGAGGUUGGGGCUCGACUUGGCUAUCCCUACAACUGAAAGCGAAAUGCCAGUUAAUGUGCCAAAUAAAGAAAAUGUAGAAAAAGGUCUUGUAACGCUAGUUGACGGGUACCAAGCUGGGCUUUCUGUUAUAAGUGUAGCCGCUGGUGCAUCUAGUGCGAGUUCAGAUUCACAAAUGGAUAUGUCGUCUUCUUAUUUCCAUACAAAUGUAUACAGAUGGGCGCUAAGAUACAUCAGUUUAUCAGUGUUCUCAUUGGUGAAAAUAGCAUCCCUAGUGAUGCGAUACGAAGAACGGUGGGCGAUUUGUCUACAGUUGAGUGCGACGGUGUGGUCAACGUUUGCAUGUCAAAAUGCAUCGGACGUAGUUGUGAAGCUCUCAGUAUGGGGACCGUUUCAACCUCAAGUUGUACUGGUGAAGGAUGCAUAUCGCUGUGUGAAGGGACAGGUUGUACAGCUGAGUGUCGUGCAAGAAGCUGCCAAGCUCAUUGUUAUGGUGGACUUUGCAAACGGUCCUCGUCUUCAGCGACACAGAUAUAAAAAUAUGGAUACAACCAUGCUUUUUUGUAUUACCAAUGUCCAAGGUUUGUAA